Lachancea lanzarotensis is the source of this 558-nucleotide messenger RNA. RefSeq names its product LALA0S09e00474g1_1 (gene GUK1). Gene Ontology annotation, biological process: purine nucleotide metabolic process. Gene Ontology annotation, molecular function: GMP kinase activity. Lineage: Eukaryota; Fungi; Ascomycota; Saccharomycetes; Saccharomycetales; Saccharomycetaceae. The coding region runs from base 1 to 558 and encodes 185 amino acids. The transcript has a single exon. The record is from RefSeq and is a predicted model, not a curated record. Gene Ontology annotation, cellular component: cytosol.
AUGUCGCGUCCAAUCGUUGUUUCGGGUCCCAGUGGAACAGGAAAGUCAACAAUUCUCAAGAAAUUGUUUGACGAGUUUCCUAACGCGUUUGGGUUUUCUGUGUCGUCCACAACGCGUAAACCACGCGAAGGUGAGGUGAACGGUGUACAUUACAAUUUCGUGACGGUGGAACAGUUCCAGCAAAUGAUCAAAGACGGCAAAUUCAUCGAAUGGGCGCAGUUUUCAGGAAACUACUACGGGACAACCGUGGCAUCGGUAAAAGAGGUGAGUCGGGCCGGGAAACGCUGCAUCUUGGACAUUGACAUGCAAGGUGUCAAAGCUGUGAAAAAAACGGAUCUCAACGCGCGGUUUGUGUUCGUGGCUCCUCCUUCCGUGGAAAGUUUGCGCGAUCGUCUUACCGGCCGUGGCACAGAGACUCCAGAAUCGCUCGAAAAGAGACUCGAUGCCGCAACAGCGGAAUUGGAAUACGCUGAAACCGGUGCUCACGACAAGAUCGUUGUGAACGACGUCCUAGAAGACGCGUACCAGAAUUUGAAGGAUUUUGUUUUCGAGGAGUGA